CUAGUGGUUAAGAUCAGAGCCGAAUCGCAAGUUCAAUCAACAGAGUGCAUCUUUCUGCACAAGUUAGUUUUGAUACGUGAUAUUCGGAAUCGGCUCGGCGUAAUUUGGAGCUUUUCGCGUCUCAUCAGGAUCGGGUAUGCCUUGCAAUAAGAACAGAGCUUGCUUUUAUUCCGCGAUUAGGUAGACCAUCUCUUAUUUCUGAAGAGUCAUUUAGAAUGCUGAUAUCAGAAGUCACCUAAGUCCUUUUAGCAUUUUGCAGCAGGAUGGAUGUUGCCCAUUCCAUUUUGCCCCCUGUGGUAUCAACACUAGGAGGACUUGUUUUUGGGUAUGAAUUGGGAAUAAUCUCUGGAGCACUCCUUCAGCUGCAGGUGGAGUUCAAGCUUGCCUGUUUCCAACAGGAAUUUGUUGUGAGCGCUCUCCUGCUUGGUGCCCUCUUGGCAUCUCUAGUGGGUGGAAUCCUCAUUGAUAGUUAUGGCAGGAGAAAGGCAGUAUUGUUUAGCAACCUGCUUAUACUUGGGGGAAGUCUGAUGCUUUCCCUUUCUGGAUCUCUCAUUCCCUUGGUGUUCGGUCGGAUUACUGUGGGCUUCGCCAUAUCCAUUUCCUCCAUAUCCUGCUGCAUUUUCAUUUCAGAGAUGGUUGCUCCCCAUCGCCGAGGGAUGCUUGUGUCUCUUUAUGAAGCUGGGAUUACUGUUGGCAUCUUGGUUGCUUAUUCUAUGAACUACUGUUUUUCUGACUUCACAAGAGGUUGGAGGUAUAUGUUUGGACUCGCCAUCAUCCCAUCUGUGAUUCAAUUAAUUUGCAUCUUAUUGCUGCCAUCUUCACCAACAGGUUCUAAAAAAGUUGAUCUAGAGAGACCAAUCCAGUCUGGGCUGGUGGAGUUAAACAGAAUGGAUGAGCAGGAGAAUGGAAAUGCUGUCCAGCACUACAGUUUCCUCUAUCUCUUUCAGAAGAAAGAUAACAUGAGAACCAGGAUGCUGAUUGGUUUAGGGUUGGUGCUUUUUCAGCAGUUCACUGGUCAGCCAAAUGUUCUGUUCUAUGCUUCAACCAUUUUCCACUCUGUUGGUUUUCACAGUGAUGCCUCAGCAGUUCUGGCUUCUGUGGGACUCGGUGUAGUUAAAGUCUUUGCCACCCUGGUUGCUAUGAGUUGUGCUGACCGAGUUGGAAGAAGGGUACUACUCCUGUUGGGCUGCACUGUGAUGUCACUAUCUCUAAUUUUCAUUGGAAUUUUGAGCCACAGUGCUUCACUUCAACAGAACAGAACCAAGUGCACCCAGUUUGGAAACAUGUCUGUGAAUGAAACAUCUCACUUAUUUCCAAGCACAAACCAAACAUUGGCUUUAAGUAGCAGUCUACAUCUUGAAAUGCAUCAGAAUAUCAGUAUUUCUGCAGUGUCUAAUGCAUCUGUUUUUGAUUUGUCACUGACAACUUCUGAGUCACAAUCUGCCUCUCAAAUAAUGCCAGUAAAGCCACUGACAUUAAAGCCUCAGAUGUUUUCACAAACCAUUGAACACAAUAUCUUCAACUGGCUUGUGCUGAUCAGCUUGAUGGCAUUUGUAAGUGCCUUCUCAAUCAGCUUUGGACCAAUGACAUGGUUAGUGCUGAGCGAGAUAUUCCCUGCAGCAGUAAGAGGACGUGCAUUUGCCUUUGCCAACUGCUUCAACUGGGCAGCAAAUCUUAUUGUUACCUUAACAUUCCUGGAUGUGGUUGGCUAUGUAGGGCUGUCUUGGAUUUUCCUGCUCUAUGGAUUGAUCGGCUUAGUGGCAGUUUUAUUUAUUUACUUCCUUCUUCCAGAAACUAAGGAAAAAUCACUUGAAGAGAUAGACAUGGAGCUUUCAAGAAAAAAGCUGUAUGGAGGAGAAAGCUUUUUAAGACUUCUGAGCAGAAAUAAAGUGUCUACAGAGGGUUAUGAAAGAGUACAGCUAUCGAGUGCCUUGGACAAUGAAUGAAGUGAAGAAAGCAUCAAUAAACACAGUGACACAGAUUUGUCCAUUAUAUGGAAGGUAUAAUUUAAAUGCAAAUGCUGCAACAAAAAUUUGACAGAAUGGUUCAGCUUUUUGGAUUCCUUUUCUAGGUAUAUAUUUUUAUUAUAUAUAUGAUUUUCAUUUUUUCUGAAUAAAUAAAAAGUACAAUUUUCUUUA
Molecule: messenger RNA, 2138 nt
Organism: Erpetoichthys calabaricus (reedfish)
Lineage: Eukaryota; Metazoa; Chordata; Cladistia; Polypteriformes; Polypteridae
Gene: slc2a10
Product: solute carrier family 2 member 10
Exons: 6
Coding region: 264-1946 (560 amino acids)
Biological process (GO): transmembrane transport
Cellular component (GO): membrane
Molecular function (GO): transmembrane transporter activity
Source: RefSeq, a predicted model, not a curated record